Molecule: messenger RNA, 1388 nt
Organism: Agrilus planipennis (emerald ash borer)
Lineage: Eukaryota; Metazoa; Arthropoda; Insecta; Coleoptera; Buprestidae
Product: zinc finger protein 664-like
Exons: 2
Coding region: 6-1265 (419 amino acids)
Cellular component (GO): nucleus
Molecular function (GO): zinc ion binding
Source: RefSeq, a predicted model, not a curated record
UAAAAAUGGCCGGUUGUGAGAGUGUAUCAAAAGGUAUACAGUCAAAUCAAAAUGAAUUAUUCAACUAUUAUAUCACCAUGAAUAUAAAUAACAUGUGUCGUAUUUGUUUAGAAAAGGGGCAGAAGCUUAUGCCCAUCUUUGAUCCUAUAAAGCCUCCACAUUUCUCAAUAUUAAUUAUGGCGUGUGCUUCAGUAGAGGUUUCUGAAGGUGACGGACUUCCACCUUUUAUUUGUCAAAGGUGUAUUGCGAAGCUGAAUGUUGCAUUCCAGUUUAAAUCCCAAUGUGAAAGUUCUGAUGCAAGGUUAAGGCAAUGUUUACAAAAUUUGCAUACUUUACCUCCGGCCACAGAACUAACCGCUUUAGUAGAAGUAGAGAAAGCCCAAAGUGAUAAUAUUAAUUUAAGAAAUAACAUCAAAAUUGAUGUUUGUGAUUUAAAUAGUGGACAGAUUCAAGAGUACACAUUACAAGAUGAUACCGCUCAACUUACAGGUGACAAGUUCCUUACUAAUCCUAAUUUAAGUAAUAUAAACGAAGCUGACAUACAGCAAUCAGCUCAAAGUGAUGUGGGUUUGGAAUCAUUACAUGAAACUUUAGAAGAUAUUACCAGAAAUAAUUUAAGGGAACUAAAAUUUGAUUUUCAAGAGUACAAAGAUGAUUCAAGUUAUGUUAAAAUUGAAGAGAUUGGAAGACUAAAUGUGGUAGAUGUAGCAGUGCAACAACAAAUAGUGAAUAAUAAAAAUCAAAAACCUGUAAAAGAACAUCAAUGUGAUACUUGUGGAAAAAUUUUUCGGACAAAGCCAGGCCUUAUACACCAUAUACGAAUACAUACUGGUGAACGUCCAUAUGUUUGUCAUUUAUGUGAUAAACGGUUUAUAAAUGGUGGUCAUCUUCAUACACAUAUGAGAACACACACAGGAGAGAAGAAUCAUAUAUGUGCAGCUUGUAAUAAAGCCUUUGCCACUGCUCAACAACUUACAAAGCAUACAAUUGCAAUUCAUACUUCAGAAAGACCAUAUGCAUGUACUUAUUGUUCAAAACGGUUUGCAAGUUCCAGUAAUUUAAAUACUCAUACAAGAAUACACACUGGUGAAAAAAAUUAUCAUUGUGACCAGUGCACGAAGGCUUUUUCCACAAAAGGGCAACUUUAUCAACACUUGUUGGUACAUACAGGUGAGAAAGCAUUUUUGUGUGAAUAUUGUAAUAAAAGAUUUUCCCAGAAGGCACAUCUAAUUCGACAUUUAAAAAUGCAUAAUGUUCCCAGAUAGAGAUUUUUACUUUCUGAUAGUCGUACUGAUUCAAUUCAUAAGCCUCAAUAUAUUUUAGUUUUUUUGUUACUAUUUAUUUUGAUGAAAACACUUAAUUUUUAAAUUGAGCUUUUAAAGUGAAAA